Messenger RNA from Cylindrotheca closterium, 337 nucleotides. The record is from the annotation of a GenBank genome assembly. NCBI's taxonomy places the organism in Eukaryota, Bacillariophyta, Bacillariophyceae, Bacillariales, Bacillariaceae.
AUGAUGGCCCCACUUGAGACCGGAACUGCACAACACCUUGCCCUGCGGGAGAAGGCCAAGAACUGGGCAGCCAAGUUCCGUCCCCAACAUCUACUUUGCUAUGACGUUCUUCCCUUGCUCAAGGCAACCGCCUUGAAAACUUUGGAGUACGUGAUGCCCCUUUCCACACUGGGCCGCUCCGACUGGGUGUCCAUCAUGUCACCGAUCCUUCAAGCGAGUUUGCACAAAGCUGGGGUUUGCCGUUCCUUUCCCCGCGUCGUGGUCUUUGCCCCUCUGAAGUACCAGGGAUUGGGUAUCCCGCAUCCUUUCGCCCUUCAAGUCUUCCACCAUCUCAGUG